Messenger RNA from Owenia fusiformis, 2459 nucleotides. Lineage: Eukaryota; Metazoa; Annelida; Polychaeta; Sabellida; Oweniidae. The record is from the annotation of a GenBank genome assembly.
CAUCAAACAAGUAACCAAAACGAAAGCUAGAGUCUUUAGAGAAGUCAUGUUCCUUUUGAGUAGAGCUAUCAAUGCUUUUCUUACACACCUUAUCGGUGGAGCUAUAUCUGUACGGAGUAGUAAUUAACCGAGACCUGAAAAGGGAGAGCUUGGAGAUCUAUCAACGUAUAGAGUAUAGUAUCCAAACCGAUGUGAACUGGAUAUAAAGGAAGGAUCAAACAUAAUUCAUAAGUAUUACACGUAGAGAAAGAAGGACAAUCGUAAUGGCAUAGGCAGCUAAGUGACAGCUUUAAGUAUUGAUUCGGAUUACACUGAGAUCCAAAGACGAGAUUUGCAUUAAUGUUGUUUGCGGAAGAGGUGAAGUGAAGAAUCGCUCCCACGAUAUGAAGGGUGAUGAAAAAUUCUCAAUAGAUUAAAUGUUAGAAAUGAAAUAAUGUAUCAUCAGUAGUGACAGAUAGUUUCUUUAGAUGGAAGUAAAGAUUAUUAUUGGCUAGAAAAGAUUAUUAAUCAUCGAAGAGGCGAGAUCCUUGCUAAGCGUUUCAAGGAUUACCAAGUUGUUAACAGUUUGGAUCGACUCAGGAACACAGAGCGAAUUAAUACAAUUAUUAAGUGUUGACAUUUUAGAUUAUGUUCCGGAUUGAUUUUGAUCAGUUUGGCGUUUGAGAGAUUGGCGACUACAUCGUUUAGCGCAGAAGUCUCUGCAAACUGUCUAGUUAAGGACGAAUGGAAUUACUUACAGAAAUACACAAUCCCUGGAGAAGUUCAAUGAAUGCUAUUCCCAGAAAGAUCCUUGGGAAAAUCAACGAAUUUGGCAGAGGUUACUUUUGAGUAAAACCACUGGAAAUAAAGAUAAAGAAAAGGGACACACGUUCAAAGUGAUGUGAUACAAACAGAAAAGGACAUUUACCAACAUAUCAGUACGUUUGAUAUGUGAUAUUUGAUUAAAGGAACAUUUAUUUAUUUAGAUAUUUAAUAUAUUUUUGCUCAGGAUGGAAAAUACUACUGAUGUCUUAGAGUUUACAUCGGUUGGUGAUGUUUUUCCAACUGUCGAAUUUCCAUUGAUGGAUACUGAAACAAAUACCAUAACAUGGACUGAAAACAAUUCACACAACAACGAAACUGCAAUUAAUGACAGUACUGCCAACAUUACAAUCUACCCCAUGAUAAAGCAACCAUUGCAUAUGAUUGCGAUUUACUCCACGGCUUAUGCUAUUGUCUUUAUCCUCGCAUUGAUUGGCAACACUCUGGUCGUGUCGCUGGUGUAUAACAAUAAGCGCAUGCACAAUGUCACCAACUAUUUUAUUGUUAAUCUUGCGAUGGCUGACAUUCUUGUAUCGCUCGUUAACCUGCCAAUAACUCUAUUAUCUAACAUAUUCACAGAUUUGGAGCUGUUAUGUGUAAAGCAACGCCCCAUCGCAGUCGACAGGUACCUGGCUAUUUGCUUUACGAUGGAGUAUACAAUCACAAGGCGUAAAGCCCGUUUAAUGAUCCUUUGUAUCUGGACGUGGGCAGUAUGUAUCAUGGCCCCAUGGGCAGUAUUCUACGAACAAGAGAUCUAUAGAACUCCUAAACAGUCAAUACCGAUAUGUUACCAAAAAUGGCCGACUUUCCCGCCAAAUCUCGAGGGAGCAUACUUUGUCGGAGCAAUCUUCGUGACGUGUUACUCUAUCCCGUUAAUACUCAUAACCGUAUGUUAUUCGAUGAUAGGAUUCCGGGUGUGGACACGUAAAGCCCCUGGCGUAUCCAAUACUAGUGGGGUCAUAUAUAAAUCUAAAAUCAAGGUCGUUAAGAUGUUAAUGGUUGUUGUCGUGGUUUUCACGUUCAGCUGGCUCCCGCUGUAUACAAUAACCGUUAGUAAAUAUUACGGCAAGAAAAAUACAAAAGAGAUCCAAAAAAUAGUCAAUACCAUUAUUUACCCCAUUGUCCAAUGGCUAGGUUCGUCAAACAGCUGCGUAAACCCCCUUAUAUACUGCCUCUUUUCUAAACGAUACAGGCGAGGAUUCAAGGUCUUGUUGCUAAAAUGUUUCAAAUCGGACACGGCGAAUUUAAAUUACUCAAGCACAAAUCGUGAAUUGGAUCAGUGCACGCAAAAUGGAUACUGUAACAUUAACAGAAACACGACUUCAACAACGACAAAGACAAGUAGCAUCAAAAGUAAAAUAAGUGUUAAAUUCAAUACUUAUGAAAACGUAAAUGCAAGGAGGUGCCCUACUAAUUUUGUGUAAUAUCAUAAUGUAAAAAAUGUGUGUUCAUAAUAUACGUGCUGAUAAUGAUUUCUAAUAAAAUGAUUGUAACUAAAGUAGACUAGUUGAUACUUUUUUUCACAUUGAUGAACAGUACAGUAAACUCUGUUUGAUCGAAACACCACUGGGGAAGGAUCGGCCAAAAGUUUUGGGAUUGAUUAGCACUAAGCAGGUGUUUUAUUUCUAGGUUUCUAAAAGAUGGGACUAGAAAAAGUG